Messenger RNA from Nelumbo nucifera (sacred lotus), 1935 nucleotides. Its product is annotated as ENTH/ANTH/VHS superfamily protein. The record is from RefSeq and is a predicted model, not a curated record. Gene Ontology annotation, molecular function: SNARE binding; phosphatidylinositol-4,5-bisphosphate binding; clathrin heavy chain binding. Gene Ontology annotation, cellular component: clathrin-coated pit; clathrin-coated vesicle. Lineage: Eukaryota; Viridiplantae; Streptophyta; Magnoliopsida; Proteales; Nelumbonaceae. Gene Ontology annotation, biological process: vesicle budding from membrane; clathrin-dependent endocytosis; clathrin coat assembly.
ACAAGACCCUGGUUGAUUUGAGAGGAGUAGUUGAUUUCAUUUCUUUCAGUCAAUUCCAACUUAAAGCAUUUUUUGUUUUCCGGGGGCAUAUUAGAAUAUGUUUUAGGUUGAGUAAAGCAGAUGUGAAUGUGAUAUGCGUGCUUUAAGUUUAAAGUCGAAACCUUCUUGAUUUUACCCUUUCACUCUCUCUCUCUCUAAACUUUUUUUUUUUAUGUAUUUGUAUAUAUAUAUUUGCAUCUCUCUCUCUCCAGUCGAUCUCCACACUGGUCUACACUAAGCUAGCUACCUGCAGAAGGCAGCUGCUAGGAAGGAUAGUUCGUUUAACACAGACCAAGAUGGUGGUGGACGUACAAAACAAGCUCCGGCUGGCCCUUGGAUCAGUGAAGGAUCAUGCAUCCAUUGGCAAGGCCAUGAUCAACAGCCAUGUUGGGUUUUCCGGCAUAGAGAUUGCCGUGGUUCGAGCUACAGGCCAUGACAACACACCCAUCGACGACAAACAUCUGCAUGAGAUACUCUUCCUCGUCUCCAACUCUCCCGGCUCCGUCCCCUUCCUGGCUGAAAGGAUUUCGCACCGGCUCGACAAGACCAGAGAUCGUAAUGUAGCCCUCAAGACCCUACUGCUCAUUCAUCGUCUGCUGCGUGGAGGAGACCGGUAUUUCGAGCAAGACCUACGUACAGCACACCUCUCUGGCCAUCUCCAGAUGAACACUACGCGAUGGUUCCCGAGGAAUUCCAGCAACCAGUCUCUCUCUUUUCUGCACAGUUAUGCGGAUUUUCUUGCAGAGCGAAUGGGGUGGAUAAUCAACCAAGCUGGAAAGCUGGAGCCCAUCAUGUUCCAAGCAUCGGAAUUUCGAUUCUAUGAGGAGAAGUCGAUCGAGAUGGUGUUCCGUAGAUUACCCAAGUGUCAAGUGUUUCUUGAUCGAGUUCUGGAGUGCUUACCUCUGGGUAUUGCUUCUCCUUCUGACCGCUUAACCAGAGCGGCUUUGAUCAACAUCCUCAAAGAGAGCUUUCAAGUGUAUGUGACCUUCUGUGAGGGAGUUGCAGCCUUGUUUGAUUCCUUCUUUGAUUUUAAGAAUCCGGCAAGGGUGCUAGCUCUUGAUCUGCUCAAGAGAGCUUCCCUUCAGAGCUACAAGCUUUUUGAUUUCUUUGAAAACUGCAAGAGAAUUAUUGGCAAUAAAAACCUGGAGUACCCAUCAGUUGAAAUCAUCACAACAGAUCAUGUGUUGUCCAUGGAACAAUUCUUAUUAAACAGCUCCCCAUCAUUAAGACCUGGGUUUCUGUCCACCAAAGGCGAGAUGAUGUCUCCCUGCAAGGGUGUUAGCAAUGAUCUUACAAGAACAUCAGCAGAGACAUACAGCACAGCAGCAGGCGCUUCAGUUGGCAAUAAACAAGGAAAAGAGUCCAGAGAAGGAACAGAUGGAGCCUUUUCAGCCCCUUUUUCUUGUAGACUGGAGACUAAAAUAAGCAAGGUAUGGGUGGUUUUCGACCAAGAGGGUGGUUUUCAGGAAGCCCAUUUCUCCCAAAGAGGAGGACUCAGUACUGAUGAUCAUUCCAGCAAUCCUCCCACCCUCACAAGAGUAGAGGAGGAAUCCAUGGGUAUGGAGAUAGAACCAGGAAAACCUUGUAGUUGUUAUAACCCUUUCACAACCUGUGCCAAUAUCAAACAUUCUACUAUUAUGGAAGAGUACUGCAGGAAAGUUUCAUAAACCAGGCCAACCUUUUUGUAAAUACCAUGGCUUUGAUUGGUUAAUUGCAUAUUUCUUCUGCACUGUUGUUCUUUUCCUCUCUCGGCUUUUUCACAAUCUAUUAAUUUCUUCCUCCUAGAGUCCUGGUGUGUGUGUGUGCAAAAGGAGAGAGAUUUCCACUUUUUGGUGUGUACUUGCAGAGAGAAAUCCUAAAUCAUCCAAGAAUUAGAAAUUCAUGAGGAUUUAUUUC